GCGGAUUAGCCUGGAGCACGGAACACCGGUUUGUUGUCGCAGCUGUCACGGCAUUUAAACGGGAAGAUCUCUCAGCCACUGCUGGGUCACAGGUCGAUACAACGACCAAGUGCCCUGCCCGUGAAGAGACGUGCUUCCAUGGGCCAAAACUAAUGAGCUCGUAGUCUUCUGGUCAGGUUUGGAGGUUGAAAUGAAGACCUCUUUCAUCCUCCGCGCGGCGCUUUUCUUCACAUCUGCAAUUCUCCCAAAGGGGAAGAGGGCUGGAGAAGUCCCUCUGACAACAGUCCAGGGCUUGAGGAGACAAGUUAAGACUUUAGACAUCAUGAAUCGCCACUUGCGAGCGUCCUUGCAUCCUCACUGCUUCCGCAUGUUUCACGGCUUCCGUCAAUCUUCUAGAAGAAGUGGUCGAUCAGGAUGGGGAUGCUCUCGACGGUCCAAUCGAGAGGACGAUGUCUACCCUUGGGCAUCUCUUGGCUCGUGGUCUUGUGACACUCCCGCUGCCCUCCAGGAGAAGGUCCCCAAUCACAUCAUCUCUGUCAUCCCUGAGCCUGACCACAGCAGCUCCCACUCGAGGUGGCAGGUGCUGCUGUUCCAAUGCAUAUGCUCCUCUUGUCGAGCUCGCACAAAUUUUGCAUGCCUCACCCAUUGCCCUCAAACCCUUGGUCUCGCAGCCAAUCCGAAGCUCGGGUCGGGUCGGGACAACAUCAUUUCGCCACCAUAGGCGCUGGAGAUAGCCAUCCAUUGGAGGAGCCUCGUAGGUUGUUGCCUCUGAUGAGUUACCUCCCAGCUGA
Molecule: messenger RNA, 791 nt
Organism: Microdochium trichocladiopsis
Lineage: Eukaryota; Fungi; Ascomycota; Sordariomycetes; Xylariales; Microdochiaceae
Exons: 2
Coding region: 191-721 (176 amino acids)
Source: RefSeq, a predicted model, not a curated record